Chenopodium quinoa (quinoa) is the source of this 4908-nucleotide messenger RNA. RefSeq names its product ABC transporter I family member 11, chloroplastic-like. Gene Ontology annotation, molecular function: ATP hydrolysis activity; ATPase-coupled transmembrane transporter activity; ATP binding. The transcript is spliced from 13 exons. The record is from RefSeq and is a predicted model, not a curated record. Gene Ontology annotation, cellular component: membrane; chloroplast envelope. Gene Ontology annotation, biological process: transmembrane transport. Bases 82 to 909 code for a protein of 275 amino acids. Lineage: Eukaryota; Viridiplantae; Streptophyta; Magnoliopsida; Caryophyllales; Amaranthaceae.
CCAAUUUUGUGUUGGUUAAUCAUCUUCCCCAUUUCUCAAAAUCACCAUUAAUUCACCUUCUUAGGAGUGAGAAAGAGAGAUAUGGAAGUGAGCAUGGCAGCUCACUCCCCUCUCAUACAUCAUUCCAAUUUCACGAGUACCCCACUUUAUUCACUUCCCACCAACUUCAAAUUGAAGUCAUGCAAGAAUCAGUCUUUGAGAAUCUUAUGCGACCAUUCCUGCUUUGAGGUUAGGAAGCUCUGUUAUAAGCCACCUGGCACUCAGCUCAAUAUUCUGAAUGACGUAAGCUUUUGUCUUCCACAAAAAAGUUUUGGCUUAAUCUUUGGACGGAGUGGGAGUGGGAAAACAACAUUACUGCAGCUACUUGCUGGAUUAAACAAACCAACAUCAGGUUCCAUCAUUCUACAAAGAUAUGCAGAGGAUGGAUCUCCAAAUCAGCCUCCUGAGUCAAUACCACCGCAACGAGUUGGUAUAGUUUUCCAGUUUCCUGAAAGAUACUUUCUGGCCGAUACGCUGUUGGAGGAGGUAACAUUCGCUUGGCCUAAGCAAAAGGGAGGUCUUCAAAUAAGGGAACACCUUGCUUCGAAUCUUGCACGAGCUCUAAAUUGGGUUGGUUUGGAUGGUGUGCCCUUCGAUAAAGAUCCCCAAUCCCUUAGUGGCGGAUACAAGCGACGUCUUGCUCUUGCCAUUCAAUUAAUUCAAGUUCCAGAGCUGUUGAUACUAGAUGAGCCCCUAGCUGGUCUUGAUUGGAAAGCACGGGCAGAUGUGGCUAAACUACUGAAGAUUCUGAAGAAGGAGUUGACUCUACUUGUUGUCAGCCAUGAUCUUAAAGAGCUAGCGCCCCUUGUUGAUCGAUCAUGGAGGAUGGAAGGUGGUGGUGUUCUGAAAGAGGAGCUGCCACCAUUAUGAAAUUAAUUCUAAACAUUGUUGCUCUGAUUUAGAUCUGAUGCCAGCAUUUUUAUGUCUUAGACUUGGUAGUAAGCAAUACAUAAGUAAAUGACUAUACUGUUUGAGAAAUGGUCUAUGAAUUGUCUUAAAAGAUUUAUGAAAUGAAUAUCAGCAGUUGGAACUUACCAAUUUGUUUCGCAAACCCCUAGAUCCUUUUGUAGGUGUCAACCUUUUGCACUUAGAAGUGUGGUGGUUGUAUAUAUGAGCCUUUGAUGGUGCUUUACUUGAUCAGUGGGUUUGGUUAAAUGAAACAAAGCAUAACUUAAUAUGUGGUGACACGGUGCGUAGGUAGUAUUGAAAUUUGAUAAUUUUUCCAUCAUCAUUGAUCUUGUUUAAUGACCAUGUUUUUGAUAGUAGACGCCAUUUUAUGAAGUGACACGGCAUUUAAUAGUCAGUGUCAAACUGUCACAUGCUUAGUUUGGCAAGCGAUGCUUGGCUGUCAGCUUAUAGAUAUGGUCGAACAGCCAAGCAGCUUGCGUAACUUUUUGCCAGGUUUUUAGCCAUCAUGUCUUGCAUGUUAGCAGCUUACAGCCAAAAGCUGAAUUUAUCAAACUUCUUUUUUGACCAACUAUUGUGUUAACAAGUGACCAUAACAGCUUAUAUGGAUAGAUACUCUGAAUUUGUCAAACAGUAAACCAACCAACAGCCUAAUUAAUCAGAGCUACAAUAUGUAUUUGGCAAGGAACAUUUUCCAUGAAAUAUAGGCUGCUCCAUAAGAUUCCCAACAUCCUUGGUACACUUAGCAGCUUAGUAUUGUUGCACAAGAUGAUUUAAGGUUGCUGAUAUAUAUAUCCCAAAAGCUAAUCAACUUUGUCUUUUUGCACAUAGGGGUGGAUCAAGUGUAUAGGAUUGUGUACCUUGUACAUCCCCAGAAAAAGGAAUCAUUUAUGCUGUCAUGCUACCUCACUUGACUGAAAGACUAAUCUAUCUUGCAUUUCUGCAAGUGUGGCUUUAAAUUACAGUGAACUGGAUGGCUUUGUUGUAAGGAAAUACAGGCAAUGUUGUUGAUCAAAUGUUUAGUUGGUUAUUUUAUGUGUCUUAGUAUUAUCGCAAACAGGAAAGAUCUGUAUUGAAGGAUGAGGAAGUCAAACACUCAAGCCAAGAAUCUAAAGAUAAGUUUUUCUCUAUAUUCCCUCUUGAUGUACAUAAAUGUCCAUGAAUAUUUUGAGUAUAUGUGUAUGAAAUUAACUGAUAAUAUAUGAUCACGAAGAAUUGCUUCAUAAUGUAAUUGAAUGGUUAAAUAUGUCUUGAAUACAAUAUCUUAUGUUAGUUGCAUGAAUACAUGUAUAUUAUCAGUAAUGUACAUGUCCAUUAUUGUGUUGCACUUUGAAACACACUAGUGUUAGUUAUAACUGUGAUAUGUUGCGGAAUGCACUCAGCAGAGAGAAGUGUCUGAUAAAAAAAUAAAUAAAUAAAUAAAUGCUGCAUUGUGAAUUGAUUGAUUGUUAAAUUUUAUGGUUGUUGGUCAUAUACUUUCUUAGUGAUUUUCCCUUCAAUAUCUUUUGGUUACAUAGUUAUGGCUAAAAAUAAAAGAUUAACCUAACCUUGUUUGUGCUAGACACUUGACCUAUGUGGUGGGUUUGCUUGCACGAUAAAGAGUAAUUCGCCAAAGCUUGUUUUCUCAUAUUUGCUUCUUCAGGAAAGCAUAUUUUAUGCGUUCCUAGUAACCAUUAAUAUCUCUGCAUCAAUAUCCCUGUAUUUUUUUUUUUGGGGAAUUAAUAUUGCGUACUUAAAAUUUUCGUUACUAGUUCAAUAUUUUAACAAAAUUAGUUUACGAGAAGAUUAUUUAAGAUUUUCUGUAAAAUCUGGCCUUUAUUGUAGAUAAUAAUUUGGAUUACAUUGGCUGAUUAGAGUUAGCUAACUGCAGUGAAAUAUUUUACAUUAUGCUACAGCCUAUGGGAGGUAGGUUUUCUAUUCUAGGAUUGUGGUUUUCCUCUUGGAAUUGUUCGAUGGUCUUUCUGUUGAUUCAGUUAUGAAUGUAAGUUUGAGUCUACUCCCUGGCCUUUGCCUCAUAAAGAAGAGAGGGCGGCGGUGGGGAGUAAAGGAUGUCCUGUGAGAAAUUAUGGACGUUAGGUUCUCCUUGACUAUCUCUUGGUUAGACUGGCGCUAAGUUUCCAUAGUUGUUUUAGGAUAGAAGUGGGUGGCUGAUCCAGGUGAUUACACAAUAAGUAAGAUGUAUUUUUUGUAAUGAAGAUAGACAGGAGGGGAGAGAAAGUAUGUGCCAAGUAUGAAUAAAGUAAAUGGGAAAGACUUAAAAGUUACUAGAAAAGGAAGUGUUGUAACAUUUUUGUAACAUCCCAAACUAGCAAGUAAUGCAAAUGUUGUGAAACCGAAAUAGUAUGAAUUGGAUGAUGUUACCAUGUAUCAUUUACUCAUGUGACUAUAUUUCUAUAUAUAAUUCAAUAGGCUUACAGUGAGUUUGGGAACUUGGUUAGGGAUGAAAUCUAUUGAAAAGUAAGAUUAUGAAAAUAUGUAGCUAAGCAAAACUAUUAUAAUUACUUGUUUCAGUGUUUCAUUUGUGUAGUUGUUUAAUGGGUGAAAGUGAAAGCACAAAACUAUUGAGAACCAAAAAAAAAAAAAAAAUCUAGCUUGCUGUUUAGUUUGAUGAGGAAAACUGUUGAAAUUAAAAAGAGUAAUUUACAUUUUUACAUUUUUUCCAUUAAAUUGAAAAUGAAACUAUGAAAAUCUAAUCGACCCAGUUUUCAACAUAUUGCCAUAAUAUAGCUUUUCUAAUGUUUUUUCCUCAUUAAUUAAACAUGGUAAAAUUGAGAAAUCCAUACAUUUUCAUGCUUUUACCAAGUUUUCCUCUUUAAUGUGAAGUUACCAAACACACUGUCAAAAACUCAAAAUCAAAUAUGUAAUGAAAUUGGAAAAGUUUUAAACAAACUUGGUUAUAAAGGAAUAUAAUAGCAGCACACCUGAUUGUUACGGAGUACAUUACUUAAUGUUCAUUGGAAAUGGCAUAGAAAAGAAUAGAAAGAUUUAUUACAAUGAUCACUAGCACAAGCUUUAUAUAAAUAGAAGAGCAGCUUCUUGCAAAUAACCAUAUACUGCAUGAGCUCAUGUACUUCUAACCAUGCAUAGCAUUACUCAACACUCUAUGCAUACUAGAUAUAAUAUAAUUAUUUAAACAACUUCUAAUCCUGAACUUCCUCGUUCUGCUGCAGUUCCAACACAAAAUCUGCAUUCAAGAAUUGGAAAUCAUUAUAUGAGCUUAUUGGCUGUCAUUACGACUUCAUAUUUAUUACUGAGCAAUUGAGGAGAGCAAAAAGAAUGCGGCAAAUCAUAAAGCCAGAGAUAUAUUAGGUGCGAUAUUUAAAAGAACUGUGAGUGGUCAUACCAACAACCAAAGUUUGCAAUGAACUUGUGGCAUCUUUUUGGAACUUCCGGUGCAUCCAGCUGAGUAACUGCAUGGAAUAAUUACAUAAACUCAGAAUUAGAUUGAAUAAAAGGAUAACAUUGCAGCUCCAAUUUGUUGCAGUUUUGCUGCUGCACAAAAUUUUAACAGCAACCUUCUUUCAGUCCUCCCUGAAAAUGCCCAACCUACUUAAGGGAACUCAACAAAAUUUAUCGAAAACUAAGAAGAGGUCGCUUUCAAGUUGUAAAGGUUCAUUUGUUUCUAAAGCUCCAAAAUGGUUAUCAACUCUGGUUUGCCAUUUUUUCUAAUGCUUCCCUGGAAUUAAGUGAGGGCUGAUCGGAGGUAGUUCCAUGUAUGUGUUUGCUAUUAGUACGCGUGCUACCAAAGCCUCCAAUUGAACCUUUAAAAGGUUUGGCUAAAUAUUUGAGGAUUGGAUAGAUGUUUAUUAUCAACCUCUUCUUUUUAAGAUAUUGUCUACCCCUUUUUUUUAAUAAGAUUUUGUCAACCUCAUAUACUUGUGUUCGUUGAAAGAGAAAUAUGGGGUCAAUCGGUCAAUCACCUCUAUCUUGAAAUGCCCAGGAAGAAUUUUUAUGACUAGAAAA